Messenger RNA from Dermochelys coriacea (leatherback sea turtle), 7999 nucleotides. RefSeq names its product DET1 and DDB1 associated 1 (gene DDA1). The transcript is spliced from 5 exons. The record is from RefSeq and is a predicted model, not a curated record. Gene Ontology annotation, biological process: positive regulation of proteasomal ubiquitin-dependent protein catabolic process. NCBI's taxonomy places the organism in Eukaryota, Metazoa, Chordata, Testudines, Dermochelyidae. Gene Ontology annotation, cellular component: Cul4-RING E3 ubiquitin ligase complex. Bases 340 to 648 code for a protein of 102 amino acids.
GUCAAUGGCCUCCUUCAUGGGAAGUGGGAAGCCAAGUGUUCGUUACUGGGACUACAGCUCCCAUGAAGCAGCGCGGCCCGCUCCCACAUCCGGGUCCUUUCCUCUUCCUCCCGCGAGCCUUAGGGGCCGGGGCGGGCAUUUCCUGCCGCAACCUAAACGGCUAUUUUCUGGGCCGAUUGGAGGGACAGGUCCGGUGGCCAAUAGGCCUGCAGUCUUGGGCAGAGCCACCCAAUGGGAGUGUGCGUGGCCGGGCGGAGGGGCGGUGCGGACAAGGAGGCAAGUUAGGCUGAGGAGUGAGCUUUUAGAAGUUGCCGUGCGGCGGAGGCGGCGGCGGGGAAGAUGGCAGAUUUUUUGAAAGGAUUACCAGUCUACAACAAAAGCAACUUCAGUAGAUUUCAUGCAGACUCUGUAUGUAAAGCAUCGAACAGAAGACCGUCAGUAUAUCUUCCCACAAGGGAAUAUCCAUCUGAACAAAUCAUAGUAACAGAAAAGACUAACAUACUUUUGCGUUAUCUACAUCAGCAAUGGGACAAAAAGAAUGCAGCAAAGAAGAGAGAUCAAGAGCAAGUGGAAAUAGAAGGUGAGAAUUCGGCACCACCACGGAAAAUUGCUCGGACAGACAGCCAGGACAUGAAUGAGGACACUUAAACUCUUGCUCUCUCCUACACUAUUUUGCAGGCACUUCCUGUUUUUGUCUCAAUGUGUAAAUUUCCGCGCCCCUUCCCCCCUCCCCCGCCCCCCACUAUGCAGCCCAAACCACUUCAGACUUCAUAGGAGCCAAUGUAUUUAUUUUUUCUCCAGUUUUUAUUUAUGCCGUAAAACUUACGGAGCAAUCGAUGGUGGAACAAGUCAGCAAAUGAUGUAGUAUAAAUUUAAUCCCUUUUAAAAAAAAUCUACAUUAUCACUUUUCCAGAUUUCCUUAAACCUGUUGCUUAAUUAACCCAGUUUGCCAUGGAAGCCUGGAGAGGAGACAUGAAUUUACAGCAUGCAAAUUCCAGUGGAAUAGGCUUUCUGAUCCAUAUACCCACUGGUAUAUUACAGUAGUCAAGUCUGUAUUGGCUGUACUCAGUAUAGCAGUAAUUUGGGGCGGGGGCGGUCUCGUCCGCUCUGAAAUGUUAAUUCUAAAAUCAGCAUUAAUUACUGGGGGUGAUUUUAGGGUUAUGCUGAUCUUAUCAAACGUGGUCAUCUUGAUAAAACAAUUGUGGGUUUUUUGUUCGGCAGCAUAUGUUAUUGCACACAUCAAUAGUCAUGGAGAAUUCAAGUGACAGGUGUGUUGCUUUGGUUGCUCUUACAUUUUAACAGCCUUUUGGUCUCGAAUGGACUGGUAUGUGCAACUUCUCCAUUGGAAUAAAAAAGGAUACUUUUAUCCUACUGAGUAUUUGAUCAACAGUGUCUUUAAUGGCAGCAGGUGGAAUGGAAUUGGUAGGUCUACCUUGCAAACUUGUUUGUUAAAUUUGAGAAUCAAACUGGGUACAGCUUGGCCUCUAGAUUGGCUGUUUCCUUUCUCUCAACUCGUGAUUCUGAAAAAUCAUACAUUGCAUGACUGGAGCUGAGUCCAGGACUUCUGGAUGCAAAGUAGCUGAACAAAAUGAGCUUCUACGGUCUAUAUUAAAGGCAGACCCUCUUUCAUUUGGACAAUGACAGUUCAGUGCCUGUCACCUGUAACCCUUUGCUGACUAUCUUCAGUAGGAGCCAAAUACAAAACCCUCGAGAUGUCUAAGUGGAGUCAAAGGAAAUCAGCAUGGUUGGUUGAAGGUGUGUGUGUAACUCACUAUUGACUGUCCAUUCUGCUUUUAAUGUGAAAAGCUGAGUUUGUUGUUUUUAGGUUGAAAUAUAGAUUGUUGCCUUCUGAUGCUCUUUUCCCAGCAUCUCUGCUCAUCAGCAAAUUGUAAACCGAGUCCAGAAGCCAUGUGAGCCUCUUUCUAGAAAACCCUGGGUAAGCCUAGUUCUGUAGGGAGUUUGACCAUGGUGGUUAAACUCAGACGAAAGACUUGUGAGGCUCAUGCCUUCACCUUUGCUACUGUGUCCCAAUUAGACCAGGGGACAGAGCUUGCUUGGAAUAAAAGCAUGAUGAGCAUGAAAGCCAUCAGCAGCACAGUUUAUCUUAUGAGACAGGACUUUGUGAGGAGCAGGACGUAGUCUCAUUUAUUGCUCCAUUUCUACAAGUAUGUACAAGGCGCUAAACUCUGAUUCUAAUAUUCGUCACCUCACUUUUCCAAUGAAGGUCGUUAAGUUACUUGGACCUAAAAUUGUACCUGCCCUUAAAAUAGCUACGUUUUGCUGCAGCAGCGCCCCUCCAGAUUUCGGGUUAAAACACCAGCUGGGUUGCUGAGGACAAAAAUAUGGUUUUACAAGUUUGUGGCCUACUGGCAAUUACAGCUUAACAGAACUCCUUUUCCUAGAGCUGUGCUGCCAAAAAAGAUGCUGGCGUGUAAACAGAAAAUGCUAUGUUAGCUUCAAGGCCAUGUUAAAAGGUUUGUAAGAUACCAAAAGAGGACAUGGGUGUAGUGCUGAUGACAAAAGUUUAACCAAUGCUGUGUUUUUUAGCUACAUUUGGGAGUUCCAGCCUCGUUAAGUGCUGUUUAAUUCCGUACUAAUAGAGAAUUUGGAGCUUUGCUGGCCUCUCUGCUAGAGCGAGUGAGGUACCAUUAAAGAGUUGGCAGUACCAUCCUGUUCGAUACCCCCAUCUUUGUUCCCUUUACAGUAAAUGUGACCUUGCAGGUAGUGGAGCCUUUGAAAUCUUACAAAUAAGGAUUUUUUUGUUUUUGUUUAAUUUACCAAAAAUUCUCAUGCUCUUAGAAAAAUUGAUUUGGCAAAGAGAAAAAAAUAGUUGCCUUUAGUUUCCUGAGAGCAAAUCUGGAGGAAUGGGAAAAAAACCUAUAUUUACUCAAAUUCUUGAGUGUCCUUUCAAUCAAACUAUAGCAUUUUGCUUUUGAUGCUGGCAAUACACAAGCAGCAUGGAUUUCUGAUGCUCACAAACAGGUAUCUUUGUUGCAUUUUACUGAAAGUUUUGAUGACUUUGACCAGUUGAGCAAGACUAUCUAAUCUGAACUGAAAGCCUCCUCCCUCACCAUCCAGUUUCCAUGCUGCUAACUGCUUGAAAAUGCCACCCUCAAGCUGCCACACGUUCAAAAUGUUUCCACUGCUGUUUAAUACAUGUGUAUUGGGUUUGUGUUGCAUGUGAAAACCCUCCAACCCAACUGAUUGUCUGGUGUCUUAGGCAAAUCAUACAUUAAACAGAGAUCCAGAACUUCUCCAACAGUGUUCAGUUUGUAUAAUAUGUAGCUCCUCUAAUACUUUCCGAUUAUCCUGUUACAAAGUGACUGGGAUUUAGUGACCCUUAACUGGUAUUUUGUAUAUGUCCGCCUAGUGGUAUUUUUAUUGUUUCUAGUAUUGAUGUGUAUUGUACAAAGUUUUUAUAAAACUUUAGAAGCUUGUCAAAAAGAUCAGAAGAGAAUUUUUGCAGUGUCUAGGGUGACUUUUUUUAGCAGAAAUUGGAGCUGCAGGAACAUAUUUCACUCUUUUUAUUUCAAUAAGAAGUACAGAGGGUGCUGAAUCCUAGAAAUAACCUAGCAAGCAUCUGUUCUCCCCUGCGAGGCAGAUUUCCCCUGUACUGGAUAGCACUGAAGUUUGUGCCAUCUCUGUUUGUUUAGUAACCCCUCAGUGUGAUUGGAUGUGAUGGGUAAAUCUGGUUGUUUCAAUGGUAGCCAUUGCUUUUUUUUUUUUUUUUUUUUUAAACAAAGCUGGAUGUAGUGGGUGUUAUCACAAGUUUAGUGACUGACGAGGCAAAACCAAAGAUGUCUUAAGCUAACUCCAGAUAUCAAAUGUUGACUUCAGAGGAGUGUUUGAAGGGGUUUUAUUCUCUUCCCCGCCCCGACUCCUAAGCAACUUUAAAAGGUAUUGAAGUUUGAAAGGGAAGUUGUUUUGUUUUUUUAAAUAAACAAACCCUUGGUACAUGUUCCAUUCCAGAGGUCAUAAGUGGUCAGAUCUGCUCUGCAAAGGCCCUAUUUAUUUGUAUCGGUGGUUGGUUCUUCAGACUUGCCGGUUGCUUUAUUUUAUCUGUGUACAUUCAAGCCAUUUCCCUGAGCAAACACAGGGACAUACAAAGAGAUACUGCUGAGGGAGGAUGACCUGUUCUGAGUAAAACUGGCAGGCUGGUAAGGGCCACUACUGUUGGUGCUUAGUCUGAAAAUGUUUUCAAAUGCAGUUACCCAUAAGAGCACCGAAUCCAUACCCGGUUACAAACCAAGCUACAAUGGAGAUCAGAAACAUUGUGAAAACCCUGCUGGAUGGGGUGUAUUUGUGAGGAAGAAUCGACCAGAUUCCCUGUCUGUUUAAAACUUUGGCUAGACUAUGACCUAUUUUCCCAGCUUAGACAGGGCCUGAGCAUUUAGCAUAGGUAGGGUAUGUCUAUGCUGCAAUUAAAAACUCGUAGCUGGCUUAGCCUAAGGGGCUGUUUAAUUGUGCUGGAGCCCAGGCUCUAGGACCAUGUGGGGUAGGAGGUUCAUAGAGCUUAGGCUAUAGCCCAAACAUCGACACCACAAUUAAACAGCCCCUUAGCCUGAGCCCCACAAGUCUGAACAGCUGGUAUGAGCCAGCCUUGGGUGUCUAAUUGCAGAGUAAACGUACUCUGUAGAGGGCAGGGUGAAGAUUCACUAGUACUAAAAUCGAACUGUGUUGUGACCAGGUUCAGUGACAACUGCUGGUCCCCUGACACUUGUAGUUGUAGUGUAGAUUGGGCCUUAAGUACCAAACCAUACAAGCUGAAAGCAUGUUCAGAACCAGGUGCCGAGCGUGGUUCUGGCUGACCUGGCAGAGUGGCGUGUAAUUCUUUGAACACUGUUUACUGUGGUCUGGAGCUCCAGAGAAGAUGAGGGCCUAUGUACCAAUCUAUAUGCUGUUUGCAGUGUUCAAAGAAAUCUCUCGUGCAGUCAGUCACUUGGGGUUUUAAGCCUACUGAAUUGAAGUACUGAUUUUUGUUGCUUUUUUGGGGGGGCUACUGGGUUUAGAAGCUCCCGGAUUCUUGUUGGCUGGUGUCUCUCUUUCUCAAGGCAUCAUGAUUCUUGUGCCUUAUACAGUAAUUCAGUUAACACUUGGACUGUUUCCUGUGUUGAGGCAGAAUUUUGGAGGCUUGCUGGAAAAAUCCUAAAUCUGCUUCUGCAGUAGCUAAGAUUACUUCAGAGGAGCUCAUUUCAGAAUAUACCUUUUGAAAAUAGAUCUGACUAAGCAGAAGCUGAUGAUGUAUAUCAUGGACAGGCCAUACAAAUGGGCCUCAGUCAUAAGCAAAGCUGCCAUUUACCAUCUAGCAUUAGUAUGUUUAUAUCACUAAUGUGACUUUAUUUUUCUGUUUAAAAGAGAUGCAUCUUUUUUUGUUAUGGCGGUUUGUUUUUUUUUUUAUUUUUUUGCAACUAUGCUUAUUAUAAUGGCCUUUUCUUUCCCUGAUUUAUUGACUGGCAUCUGGCAGUUGGGAAGUCAUGCUACACUAUGGCUUUGACUGGAAGGAUUCUUGGUGAUUGUCUUCUGUAACUUUUGUGUGUUAUAACUUCUGAUGUAUAAAAAGUGUGUGUGAUUUUUGUUUUUAGGGGGCCAGGUGUGGUUGGGGGGUGGGGUUGAGCAUUAGGUUGGUCAACAUGCCCAAUAAAGGAUACUGCAUCAUUUGUUUACUCAAGCACAGACUAUCCUUCAUACCAUAUUGAAUGCACAUUCAGCAAUCUCCACUUGGCUGGUUCGCAGAUGUAUGCCUGUCCUCCUUGUAGUGGAGAAUUUAGUCAUGGAAUCUCAUCUAGAGAUUGAUAUGGUUUGGAGCACUGUUUAGUACCACUAACCUGCUGAGAAAUGUGGGACCAAAGCCGCAUUUGCAGGUAGGCUACUUGACUUCCUUGCUGCUAAUUGCAAGCUUAUGUAGAGUGGAUGUGCUCAUUAGAACCAUACUACUGGCUCCCUGGAUUACUCACAUUUUACAUCCACCAGCAUACAUUUCUCAUCUGAGAGGCCAACAGCUUUGUAGCUGUCUCCUGCAUUACUGCUGACCUGUGUGUUCAUGGAUGUAUGUGGAUUCUUCGGUGGAGUUCAACAUCACACUAGCAACGUUAGAGUUGAAUUUACACUUCUUUUCUAUUCAUUCUAAUUUCCUUGUUAUAAGAUUGGGAUGAAUAUUUCCUUUGGGUGUAGAGGGCUGAGCUUGGUCUGUUACAAGACAGCAACUUUGUAAUUAUGACUUUAAAAGUGGGAAUGGACAAAUGCCAACUUUCCCAUUUGUUCUGCACUAAGAUUUGAUUUUAUUUUAUUUUUUUUAAAGCAAAGCUUUUCUGCUCCCUGCCUGUGCCUGGAUCUGGUGAGUGAAAAGAUUAAUCAUAUGUACAGAUUGGCCUUUUCAUUCAAACUGGUGCAAUUCCAGUGAUGAUUCUUGGGUUUUGUAGAAGGGCAAACUACUACUGAAGGUCUGAAUGCUUUUUGGAGAAGUCCUGGUGGACUUAAUCCUUUUGUGACCUGAGUUCAGCUUUUAUCAGUGUAAACCUGGGAGUUGCUAACCAGCUGGAGGGAUAAAAGGACCAUGUUGUCAAAACUUUUUGCUUUUUUUCAACUAAAAAUUAACUGAUGGCAGAGGUGGGGUGGUUGAGUAAAUCAAAUGGCAUGAGCCAACCCGCACCUCUGUGGUCCUGGGUUCUAAUGCUGUUCAGGCCACCUGUGCACAAACGAAGUUUUGUGUAUCACUAUCUUUUUGUCUCCUCUACCAGACAAGCACACGCUUCAACUCAAUUGGCAUUCUGUGGUGAGAGGUGAACAUCCAGACUAGAAUAGCCAUCAUGCUGGGAGGAUGAAUCUGCCUUAACAAUGAGCUGUGCAUGGUGGGGAGGUUAGCCUGCGCUAUAUCUGGCUGGAGUUACUGCUUUGGCGCUCUCACGUCUGUGAAAAAAUUUAGUUUUGAGGGUGAAUGGAAAUCCUCUUGCUGAGUAUAUAGUCAUGACUUUUCACUGGCCAGCUCGUUGCUUCCCAUAUUAUGAAUACUACAUUGAUAACCGGUCCCUGUAGCUGUCCAAUGCACCCCAGUGCUGUAAUCUUGUGGUUGGUUGUUUAUAACACAAAUCUAAAUGUGCUUUUCUUCCUUUCAGAAGUGUGGGGGGGGGGAUCUAACAGUGUAAUUAGUCAAAUACUCUUCCUUGCUUUGCUAAGUAAUGUGUGUAUAAAGAUGGAUAUCUUCAUUCCUGAGAUACUAGCAAAGAUUGGCCAUUUAGUUAUUUAAAUACACAUGCAUACUUGUUGGAGGAGGGCAGAGUAAACUACUUCACUCGCUAGCCACCUGCUUUUUUCUGCAACGAUGGCUGUCUGUCUAGCUUGGACUGCAGAAGAGUCCUGACAAAAAUAGAUAUUGAUUCUUCACUUAGAAGAAGAAGUUUCAGAAAAUACUGCCAUGCAAUUUGAAGGAAUGAUCCGUGGUGCUUAUCGGCACUGUGCCACCGUGCACAAUACGGCUGGGCUGGACUUUCAAAUACAUGUGUUUCUUAUGAUGUAGUGCAAUGUGUAUAGUUUAAAAAGGCUUUACUGGGUUUUUUAUUAAGACUAACCUACAGUGUCUCCUUGGUCAGUUGCAUGUAACAGCUGAAUGUAUGGGAUUGGGCCUUAUCUUUCUAGCCAUCCCAACUUGCUUUUAUGUCCGUUACAGUCUGUCUGGAAUACAAAAUCCCAGGGUGAUUUUUUGGCAAUACACAGUGUAUCCCUUGGAGCCUGUAUUACUUACAGCCUGUCCUUCUGCUUGUGGACAAGAAAUACCUGCUGAGUUCCAACUCAGCCUCUUCCCCCUUACUCUCUUUGCAAACUCUGUGUCUGUGGGGCAGGGGGCAAUGUGUUCUCCUGAGGAGUUGUGUGGCGAUAGAGGGGCUGCUGUAAUGGAGCAACUGUAAAUAUUCUGUUCUAGUUGAAUGUCACAGCUGUUGGAUUUUGCAUUUAUUUUUAAACUAUUUCAUGUUUGAUACUGUGUAUAAUAAAUUUGCAGAAAUUA